Saprolegnia parasitica CBS 223.65 is the source of this 839-nucleotide messenger RNA. RefSeq lists its product as hypothetical. Gene Ontology annotation, molecular function: JUN kinase phosphatase activity. NCBI's taxonomy places the organism in Eukaryota, Oomycota, Saprolegniomycetes, Saprolegniales, Saprolegniaceae. The record is from RefSeq and is a predicted model, not a curated record. The transcript is spliced from 5 exons. Gene Ontology annotation, biological process: protein dephosphorylation; regulation of MAP kinase activity. Bases 20 to 814 code for a protein of 264 amino acids. Gene Ontology annotation, cellular component: cytoplasm.
GUCGCGAAACGCAGGUGGCAUGGCGGCGCGCCGACCCAGCUACGCGUCUGCGGGCUUCAAGUCGGACCUCUUUACCGUCCGCGAGACACUCGAUAAGACGCCCAAGCACAUUUUGGUCGAAGUCAAAAACAAGCGCACGCGGAGCUCGUUCACAGGCGCCGAGACGAUACAAGCGUCCUUGAUCGACGAAGCCGCGAUCGUCCAAGCCGCUCAAAGACGCAUCCUCAAGUACAGCGCGUCCGACUCGUCACUGCGCAAGGCCAUGCGCUGGCUCGGUGGCAUGGUCGGCGUCUCACGCGCGCCGCGAGACCUUGUGCUGCUCAACGCGCACUUGGCCGUCGGCAGCGACGACGCGGCCGCCAACUAUGUGACGCUGUACGAUGCUGGCAUCACACACAUUUGCAACGUGGCGAGCCAAUGCGAUCUCCAUUUCAUGGGCAAGUUUAUCUACAUGCAUUUGAAGAUCAAGGACUCGCCCGAACUCGAUAUUCGCUCGCACUUUGACGCCGUCUUUGCCUUUAUGAACCGGGCGCGGGACGUCCGUGGCCGCGUCCUCGUCCAUUGUGUCGCAGGGGUUUCGCGCUCGGUCACGUUUGUGAUUGCGUACCUCAUGAAGGAAACCAACUUGAAUUUACAGCAAGCGUACGCGUUGCUCAAGCAGCGGCGGCCGCUCAUGUGUCCAAACAAAGGGUUCCGCUACCAGCUUGCGCUGUACGAGAUUGAUCUGUACGGAUCGUCGUCAGUCAUGCGCUCGGACGACAAGGACUGGGACUUUUACGAGUGGAAUGUGUACAAGCAACGACUACAAAAGUAGAAAAAAUGCAAAUUUUGAUGGAGUA